ACCGUACCCGGAAAUGAAAUGUGAGAUCAGUUGGGAAGGGAAGCGAUAGCAAUAAACUCGGUGAACAGGAAGUUUGUGUGCAGUUAUUUUGGAGUUUGUGCCGGCAUAUGGUGCUACUGACUGCAGUGCUACUGCGUAAACCUGCAACUGCCGCCCAGCGGUGUUUGUAUUAAAAUUCUUGGCAUUAAAUUAAAAAGGUUUCUGACAAAAGUGAUGUCACUGGUUGAACUGCACAGGACAUAACUAGGAAGACUUUGGUUAUUCCAACUCAAGAACUUUUCUAUUCGAGGACAAAUUAUGGAAUCGGAGGAUCAGAGCGAUCGGAGGAUGAGAUUAAAAGAAGGCUUCCUAGUGAAAAAGGGACACGUAAGAACAAAUUGGCGUACGAGAUGGUUUGUGUUGUUCAAGGAUGCGCUGGCUUACUACAAGAAGAAAGAUGAUGAGUAUGCUGCAGGAGCUGUCAUACUUAGGGGAUGCUCAGUACUCUCGCCAUGUCCACAGUACAAGAAGAAAGAGGGUGUAUUCCAGGUAUCAGCCCGCGAUGGUAUGGAGCUCUUGAUGCAAGCAUCCAAUGAGACAGAGCGAGAUGAAUGGGUGAAGGCCAUUGGUGAUGCAAUCAGGGUAUGCAGUAGCGUCGGUGGUGAGAACGGACAUCAGCCGGAACUCUCAGAAGCACAAGUCAAACGCAACAAGGACAUUAUACAAGCUAUGCAAGAUCCAGACGCUGGUAUCAAACUGAAAACCAAGACGUUGGACGGGACGGAAUACAAACACUGCUUUACAGGGCAGGAACUGGUGGAUUGGCUCCUCAAGUGGUCUUUUGCUGAAGUUAGGAAUCAUGCGGUUGGCAUAGGAACUGACCUGGUAACUGCAGCCCACUUGCAGCCCUUAGCCAGGUGUCGAACCCUAUCCAACUGCCAAAAAUCCUUGCUGGACGAACCAAGGGCUUUCUACAAAUUCUCAGCAUUCCACAUGUCUGCCAUCAAAGCCCUGAUUCCAUCCAGUAGCGACUCAGACUCCAGCCACGAUUCCGACGCUGAAGCCAAGCCCAGAAGCAUGUCUGCUGCCUCCCUCAAGUCAUUGAAGGGUCACGGGGGGAAAGCGGUCAAGCAGGGAUUCAUGAUGAAACGGGGACAUUUGAGGCAUACAUGGAAAGCCAGGCUAUUUGUGUUAUGGGAUGAACCUCCAUACCUGACAUAUUAUAGAGGCUCAAAGGUCGGUGAGGAGAAACCUCUAGGUGAGAUUUCACUACGAUGGUGCAAAGUGGACAUUGUGGAUGCCAGUCGAGAACAGCCAGAUAUCUCCUUGAAGAACAAGCGGAGACAGAACCUGUUCAGUGUUACGACAGAGAAGGGUAAGACGUACGUGAUGCAAGUAGGAAGCCCAGAGGAGCGGACUGAAUGGAUGCGAGCAAUCAUGAGUCCUAGCGAUAUCACUCAUCAUGCAUCUGAACAAGACAAGAAAAAGUAACCAUCUGUUCAAAGCAUAGACAUCUUAACCACUUGCUGCCGGGAUUAUUGUUGGCCUCAAACACAAGUUUUUAAAAAAGACAGAUAUCGUUUUUUUAAUUGUUAAAACGCCACAAAAACUGACUCUUGAGAGUCAUUUGUAUAUUUGUAUGAUACUUCUCACCGUAACUUCAUAUUUUGCAACACUCCAAGGCCCCGCCAUGGAGCGAUAUUUGCUACAACGACAGGCCAUGCACAGGGGCCAAGUUCAAGUUCAAAACACGGUGUGUACAAAACCACAGACGUGUAUACACUGUCCAACGCCGAAGACUCGGGAAAGCUUGACGAUUUGACCCACGAUUUGACCCGCCCCUGCGAAUAUACAUUACCAGAUUGUGUUUACACGCCCUCCGGCAUUAACAGGGUGAGUAAACCUAGACCUGACUAGCCCUGAAUUUUCUAACCCCAAAUCUGAACGCACAUAGAACAUGAACCAGUACAGUACAUUAUGCGCACGCUGUGUGUCCCGUCCAUGGAGCGCUCAAAAGAGGUAAAAACGCGCCCUCUUUUGUUGGCGCACGGAGCUCAUAGUAUGACACUCUUCAUGAAGGAUAGGAUGCUCGGUUUGGGGCGCAUCAGGUCUAGGUUCAGUGUCUGUGGUCAAAACCAUAGUCCCUGAACUGCCCCA
Patiria miniata (bat star) is the source of this 2136-nucleotide messenger RNA. Its product is annotated as pleckstrin-like. NCBI's taxonomy places the organism in Eukaryota, Metazoa, Echinodermata, Asteroidea, Valvatida, Asterinidae. Gene Ontology annotation, biological process: actin cytoskeleton organization; intracellular signal transduction. Gene Ontology annotation, cellular component: plasma membrane. The record is from RefSeq and is a predicted model, not a curated record. The transcript is spliced from 10 exons. Bases 298 to 1470 code for a protein of 390 amino acids.